CUACGGCUGCACCCGCUACUUACCAUCCACAUCAUCCAGACCAGACCCCGCUUCCACUCCAUUCUCACUCCGCCGCCCGCAAUGCCGCCCCUCCGCUCGUGGUUCUCCAUACCCAAGGGCUCGCACUUUUCCCUCGCCAACAUCCCCUUUGGCGUCAUCUCGACUGCCUCGUCAGCCACUCCCCGCGUAGCCGUCGCAGUCGGAGACCAUGCCUUGGACCUCGACGCCUUCGCGUCCCACGAUGGCUUCUUGGCUCUUUCCACCAUCCAGCCCCACCAGAAAGUCUUCUCCGAGCCGACCCUAAACGCCUUUGCCGCUUUGGGCCGCCCAAUGCACAGCAUCGUCCGCAAGUACAUCCAAGACAUCUUCUGGGAGAACACCCCGCACCCAAAGGUGCUCAAGGACAAUGCUAGCUUGCAAAAGGCGGCCCUCAUCCCGCUCAAGGACGUGCAGAUGCACCUGCCCUUCAAGAUUGGAGAUUAUACCGACUUUUAUGCCGGCCUGAAUCACGCCUUCAACGUGGGUGUCUUGUUCCGUGGUGCCAGCAAUGCGUUACAGCCCAACUACAAGUACCUGCCGGUAGGCUAUCACGGCAGAGCGUCCUCUGUCGUUGUCUCCGGGACACCGAUCCGACGACCGAGCGGCCAGAUCCUUGAGAACCCCACUGCAGAAGUAAAGAAGCCCAUCUUCUCGCCGUGUCGCAAACUGGACAUUGAGCUGGAGCUGGGAGCUUUCGUGUGCAAGAACACGAAACUGGGUGAGCCCAUUCCCAUAGAUGAAGCGGAACACUGCCUGUUCGGCGUUGUCCUCAUGAACGACUGGUCCGCAAGAGACAUCCAGGCGUGGGAAUAUGUCCCGCUGGGGCCGUUCAAUGCGAAGAACUUCGGGACGACCAUCAGUGCGUGGGUUGUGCUGGCGGAAGCUCUCGAGCCGUUCUUGACAAAGGGCUUGGAGAACGAUGCAGACGUGUUGCCCUACCUGAAAGAGAAGCGGGAGAAGACUGUUUACGAUAUCAAGCUGCAGGUUGACUUGAAAACCGGCUCGGAUAAAUCGACGACGAUCAGCCAAAGCAACUCGAAGAAUCUGCUCUUUUCUUUCCCGCAGAUGCUCGCGCACCACUCCAUCACCGGCUGUCCUUUCAACGUCGGAGACCUGCUUGGUUCCGGGACGAUAAGCGGAAAGGAGGCGAACGAGCGGGGCAGUCUACUGGAGCAGAACGAGAACGGCAAGUCGAGCAUUAAGCUCGAAGGAGGCGAGGAGCGGAAGUUCCUAGAGGACGGAGACGAGAUUAGCAUUGCGGGAGUCUGCGGGGACGACGCGGAAGCUCUGGUGGGCUUCGGUACUUGUGUCGGCAGGAUCGAGCCAGCUCUGCAGUUUGAAUUCCAGUAGGCACACCUACAGUAGGUGUGUGUACUAGAGGGUAGCCGAAAGCACCCCGAGCAUUCUCCCUAGUAGCUUCCUACGGUGAUAAUUCCGCGGCGGGUGGGAGCUUGGGCCACCUGUCCCACACACCCACCAAAAGCUUGCACACUCUGGAGUGACGUCCGUCGCUCGAGCCCUUAGGCCAGCCAUGGGAUAGGAUAUCUCAGGCGUUGCAGGGACCUCUGGCCAAUCAAUAUGGACUUAUUGUGCGGAAACACCUGCACCGUUGAAGAUCACCAGGGGCUUGGCCCCCGAAUGCUUGCAGUCCCAUGGCCUACGUGUGCACGUCGUAUGUAU
Aplosporella prunicola CBS 121167 is the source of this 1719-nucleotide messenger RNA. RefSeq lists its product as uncharacterized. The transcript is spliced from 2 exons. Lineage: Eukaryota; Fungi; Ascomycota; Dothideomycetes; Botryosphaeriales; Aplosporellaceae. Gene Ontology annotation, molecular function: fumarylacetoacetase activity. Gene Ontology annotation, biological process: homogentisate catabolic process; L-tyrosine catabolic process; L-phenylalanine catabolic process. The coding region runs from base 82 to 1389 and encodes 435 amino acids. The record is from RefSeq and is a predicted model, not a curated record.